Messenger RNA from Octopus sinensis (East Asian common octopus), 1048 nucleotides. Its product is annotated as gastrula zinc finger protein XlCGF8.2DB-like. Lineage: Eukaryota; Metazoa; Mollusca; Cephalopoda; Octopoda; Octopodidae. The transcript is spliced from 3 exons. Gene Ontology annotation, biological process: regulation of DNA-templated transcription. The record is from RefSeq and is a predicted model, not a curated record. Gene Ontology annotation, molecular function: RNA polymerase II cis-regulatory region sequence-specific DNA binding; DNA-binding transcription factor activity, RNA polymerase II-specific. The coding region runs from base 203 to 1048 and encodes 281 amino acids.
UGAUGGCAACAUUUGUUUCCAUCAUUGCCUGGAAUAUUUGCUAAAGUAUUUCACAUUCUGUUUGGAGCGGGAGAUAUCUGCAAAGGUGUUUGUAUCAUCUUCAGAUAUUGAUGAAGAUCAGUACUGCUGGAAAUAUAAGCAAUAGAAAUAUAUAAAAAAGGAGGCAAAAUUAUAUUUUGUGUUUGUAUGCUAUAGAACAAUAAUGAAUCCUCAAGAGAUGACAAAAGAAAGAGAAAAAUUAUCACACCAAUGUGAUAUGUGUAAAAAGACAUUUUCUAAUAAGCGAAAUCUCACUGUUCACAAAUUCAUUCAUGCUGGUAGGAAGCCAUAUCACUGUGGUAAAUCAUUCUCCCAGAAGCACAGCCUUACUUCUCACAUAUCCAUUCAUACAGGGGAGAAACCAUAUCACUGUGAUGUCUGUGGAAAGUCAUUCUCCCAAAAAAGUCACCUUACUUCUCACAAAUACAUUCAUACAGGAGAGAAACCUUAUCAAUGUGAUAUUUGUGGUAAAUCAUUCUCUCAGAAGAUAGGCCUUACUAAACACAAAUACAUUCAUACAGGAGAGAAACCUUAUCACUGUGAUAUUUGUGGUAAAUCAUUCUCUGAUAAAAAUAACCUUACUAGACACAUAUCCAGUCAUACAGGAGAGAAACCUUAUCACUGUGAUAUCUGUGGAAAAUCAUUCUCUCGAAAAAGUCACCUUUCUUCUCACAAAUCCAUUCAUACAGGAGAGAAACCUUAUCACUGUGAUAUUUGUGGUAAAUCAUUCUCUGAUAAAAGCAACCUUACUAGACACAUAUCCACUCAUGCAGGAGAGAAACCUUAUCACUAUUGUUGUUACAAUUUUCUGGUUAUCUUAUUUAUUGUACGGAACAAUUAUGUUACAACAUCUGGCGAUGAGGGUUUCGAAGCUCUUGCAGGUGUCUUUUGUGGUAAAAGGCCUUACAACACUGAAUAUACAGAAAUUCACACUGCAGAACUAAAUUCUGAAGAUCAACCAUUAAAGAUCCUAGAGGGCUCUGAACAGAAACAAAAUUCGUACAUGUAA